AUGGGAGAGCCUCCUCUGACCAACGAAAUGAUGUUUCAUAGGAGCCUGAGCACGAGCAGCUGUUUGUCAAAGGAAGACGAGGAGAUGACUCGUACAGCGCUUUCAGCGUUUAAAGCUAAAGAGAGUGAGAUCGAGAAGAGGAAGAUGGAGGUUCGUGAACGUGUCCAGGCUCAACUGGGUCGGGUCGAAGAAGAAACCCGACGUCUCGCCACAAUCCGCGAGGAGCUUGAAUCUCUUGCAGAUCCCAUGAGGAAGGAAGUUUUGAUGGUCCGUAAGAAGAUUGAUAGCGUUUACAAAGAGCUCAGACCAUUAGGUUACUCUGUUCAAAAGAAGCAAAGGGAAUACAAAGAAGCAGUUGAUGCAUUCAACGAGAAGAAUUUGGAGAAAAUUCAGCUGAUCAACAAACUUAUGGAGAUGGCUGGAGAAAGCGAGAAUCUGAGGUUGACAAAGCUCGAGGAACUGAGCAAGAGCAUUUAG
Thlaspi arvense is the source of this 477-nucleotide messenger RNA. Lineage: Eukaryota; Viridiplantae; Streptophyta; Magnoliopsida; Brassicales; Brassicaceae. The record is from the annotation of a GenBank genome assembly.